AUGAACCACGCUUCCGGUCUGCCGAAACCAACUGUUCGUUUUAUUCGUGACGGUUUGCUUAUAACAGAAGGUGUUACUACGACGAGACGAGGGUCUACCUUGACAAUCGAUGACGUACAGAAUAGUGACGCUGGGAGGUAUCUCUGUGUAGCAGAGAACGUCGGCGGAGCGACGACGUCUUCAGUUGACGUUGCAGUAGCUCGUUCUGGAGUACCGCGCAUAGUGCGAACGCAUAGAGCACAACCUCAUGUAACCGCCGAACAAGUUGCCUUGCAGGUUGGAGUCGGACAAGCGAUGGUCGAUCGUGGCAUGAGGGUUACAAUGAAUGCUGCAGCUACUGGGACUCCUACUCCCACUCUUAGUUGGUACCGAAACGGAAAACAACUGCGAAACAACUCACGUUACGAGGUGGGCAGCGACGGUUCACUGCUGAUUCGCAAAGUCAAUCGGCGCGACGAGGGUACAUUUGAAGUGCGAGCUGUCAACUCGGUUGGAAGGGACAGUGAUACAAUUGGUAUUUGGUUUGCAGAGCGUCCUCUCUUGUCUCGUAGAGAGGGAGCGGACUCUGUGUCUCCUAUUCCGACCUCUGAUCGCAUUUUCUAUCCCGGGCAGUCAGCUGAAGUUGUUCGUGGUCGGACUGUGAGCUUUGUUGCUGGUGCGUCUGGCAGGCCUACUCCUCAUGUUUCCUGGCGUUUGCCGUCAAAACGACUACUUCGCGCCGGACAGUCGCACGGGCGAGUUUCGGUUGCUGACAACGGCGACCUCCAGAUUACUAACGCGCAGCCCAAAGAUUCUGGUCGUUAUAUAGUUUAUGCUCGAAACGUGGCAGGCACUGACAGAGUGCUGAAACGACAGAAAACACAACUUACGGUUUACGAUACUCCCAGACUGACGACUCGAAUGACUGACUCUGUGCUCGUUGACCUCGCUGCAACAAUGCCGUCGAUUGAUAACAGUCUUAUAGUGAAACCAGGCGCUCGCGUAAGGAUGGGAUGUGCGAGCGACGGUUUUCCUGCCCCAGACAUCACGUUUGAGAAAGACGGGUCGGUAUUGGCUGUUGGUGGUCGCACACAAAUAGCCAAUAGAGACAGCGGUGGACAGCAAGUUAUCAUAUUUGACAUUAAACCUACAGACGAAGGACGAUACCGAUGUUUGGCAGCCAAUCGUGCUGGUUUCGACAGUUCGUUUGUUGAUGUAGCCGUUCAAGAAGGUGCACGAAUUGUGAGACAAAUGGGUGCAAUUUUUGGAAAUCAGAAAUCAGUUAGGGUUCAACGAGGUGAACAAUUCCAGAUGACUUGCAAUGCUACCGGUGGGAGCGAUUUGACUGUUCAGUGGCUUCGUUACGGACAAAUUGUUGGUAACACCGGACGAGUAAGGCAGGGCAACGGCGUUUUAAGAUUUGAUAGAGUGGAAGGUGAUGAUUCUGGUGGUUACACCUGCGUCGCACGGGACGGAGCUGGUCAAGAUGAAGACUCUAUCGAACUGACACUCGGAGAAAUGCCACGCAUUGAGGCUUCCCGACAAGGACCUUUACAACGCCCAUUACCAGCAUCUGAUAUGAGCUAUUCUGCUGGACAAACCGCAGAAGUAGUGGAAGGCCAGACGUGCACCGUUGCUCUCCCCAUUUCUGGUGAUCCACGUCCGACCGUUGAGUGGACUCUGCCGAAUGGAACAGUGCUGGAACGAGGUGAAUCGAAAGGAAGAGUCACAGUUCGAGAUGACGGCUCCCUUCGAAUCGAGGCUGUUCGAUUCGGGGACAGUGGAUCGUACAGGGCCACAGUUAGCAGUGUGAUGGGAACGGACAGUGUAGAUACACCAGUAAAAGUAGUGGGUAAGAGUGUAAACGAAAAAUAG
Messenger RNA from Corticium candelabrum, 1854 nucleotides. RefSeq names its product hemicentin-1-like. Gene Ontology annotation, cellular component: plasma membrane. Lineage: Eukaryota; Metazoa; Porifera; Homoscleromorpha; Homosclerophorida; Plakinidae. Gene Ontology annotation, biological process: homophilic cell-cell adhesion. The transcript is spliced from 7 exons. Bases 1 to 1854 code for a protein of 617 amino acids. The record is from RefSeq and is a predicted model, not a curated record.